Messenger RNA from Chlamydomonas reinhardtii, 3265 nucleotides. RefSeq lists its product as uncharacterized. Gene Ontology annotation, biological process: peptidyl-lysine monomethylation. Lineage: Eukaryota; Viridiplantae; Chlorophyta; Chlorophyceae; Chlamydomonadales; Chlamydomonadaceae. Gene Ontology annotation, molecular function: protein binding; protein-lysine N-methyltransferase activity. The record is from RefSeq and is a predicted model, not a curated record. Bases 180 to 2495 code for a protein of 771 amino acids. The transcript is spliced from 11 exons.
CUAGUAGCCAUCCAUCAGCGCGGGCUCGGACGCCAUCUCGGCACCAUCAUCCUUUUCGCCGGGGUCCACGGCCAUUACGUCGCUUUCAAUUUGAACCGACUACAGAGCCACAGAGAUUUGCAUAUAGCUCCUGAACGUGGCUCUGCGUGCGGGCAAACCAAGCCAUCAGCCCGCACGGAAUGGUCGUGGGCCUUGGUUUUCGCGCGGCCGCGCGAGACAACCCCGCCAUCAUAUACCAAAUCCUUCGCGCGCUGUCGAGCGCAUCGGCCUCGACCGUGGCGCCAGGCACCGGCGUGGCAGCAGCACUGCGAGCUGCGACGGUAGCCGACGCUGGAACGCCGAAGGCGGAGGGUCGCGCCCUGCCGCGGUGGCUCCCGGCCGCGGCAAUGGCGGCGGCGGCAGCUGCCGCCACCAUGGUGGCUGCUGGAGGCUUAGUCGUCAGCGGUGAUGCCCCGCCGGGACCGGCUGCCGACGCAUCGGGGCAAAGCAACCAGGCAGCUGCAGCACGGGAGCUGGAGGACUGGCUGAAGGCCCAGGGCGCGGACGUGUCCAAGGUGCAGAUCAAGCCGAGCCAGGCCGGCCCGGGCGCUGGCCUGGGCCUCUUCGCCACCGCAGCAGUCUCCGCGCAGCGUCACGGCGCAUCCUGGUGGUCGUGGCUGUGGCCGCGACGUGGCGGCGCCGCCGGGCAGCGCGAGCCCACCACCCUGGCAGCGUUUCCCCUGGCAGCUGCUAUCACCGCACGGAAGGCGUGUCAGGACCCGCAGCUAGGCGAGCAGUUCAGCUGGAUGCUGGACCGACAGCUUCUGGACGAGCGUACGGCAGUGAUGGUGUACCUGCUGGUGGAGCGGCUGCGCGGCGACAAGUCGGCGUACGCACCCUGGAUCCGGGCGCUGCCGCAGAGCUUCGACGCGCCCAUCAACUUCGCUGCGGCCGACCUGUCCGAACUGCGCGGCACCACACUGGCCAAGGCGGUGGAGGCCGUGUCCCGCCGGAUGCGUGACACCUGGUCCCGCCUGGAGAGCCCCCUGGCGGCGCUGUGCCGCGAUCUGGGGCUGCGCCGCCCCACCUGGGACGACUGGGUGUGGGCCUACUGCGUGUGGUGGAGCCGCGGCCAGAGCCUGCCGGUGCCGGAGAGCGGCAGCGCCACCAAGGCGCUGGCGAGCCUCUCCGCGGCCAGCAACGGCCACGGCCAUGGCAACGGCGCUAGUGGGAAUGGAAACGGGGGUGGCGCCGGGCUGGCGGCUGGCGCUGUUCGCAAGGUGAACAUUGAGGUGGUGGAGGGGCUGGUGCCGGGGCUGGACUUCGCCAACCACCGCCACAGCCCGCCGCCGCAGUGCUGGUGGGAGGUGGUGGCGCCGGAGCGGCCGACAGGCAAGGACGCAACCGGCUCGACUGGCUCCGCCUCCGCCUCCGCCACCCCCUCCUCCGCCUCCACCUCGGCCUCCUCAAACGCCACCAUGGUGCGGCUGCAGCUGCACGCCGGCACCCGGGUGCGGCCGGGUGAGGAGCUGUUCAUCUCCUACGGCGACAAGUCCAACGAGGAGCUGCUGAUGCUGUACGGCUUCGCAGCGCCCGGCAACCCGCAUGAGUUCCUCAUGCUCUACUGCCCGAUCCCGCCGCAGGCGGAGUGGGAUGACGUGAUGCAUGCGCGGAUGGAGCUGCUGCAGUCGUACGGGCUGCGGCCGCAGUUCUUCCUCCCGCACCCAGACUCGGUGUCGGGGCCGUCGGAGGACGGCACUGCAGGCAGCGGCGCCAAGCGGGGUGGGAAGAAGCCGGCAGGUGGCAAGGCCGCGGCAGCAGACAGCGGCAGUGGUGCCGGCGCGGGCGUGCAGGGCGACGCGGCUGCAGAGGCCGCGGCCGCCGCCGCCGCGCCACCGCUGGUGCUGCCGGGCGACGUGUUGGACACAUUGGAGGUGUUCGUGCUGAACUUCCAAGAGCUGGCGCACAGGAGCAGGGCGCUGCAGACUCAGACGGAGGACCGCCGGGCGGCCCGCGCUGCAGGCUCCCCGCUGGCUGCGGUGGCGCAGCACAGCCCCGUGUUGGAGCUGGCGGCACUGCGAAGCCGACUGCCGCGCAUGGCCGCCGCCGAGCUGAAGCACUACCUAGCCAGCCUAGGACUGCGCAUGGCCACACUCACGGCCUUCAUCAGGCUGCUGGAGAUCAAGGUGUUGGAGCUGGAGGGCGCCGAGGGCACCGGCUCCCUGGAGCAAGACGAGCAGCUCCUAGCCCGCCUGGACGCGCAGGCCGCCGCCAGCCUUGCCGAGGAUGCCCCCGGCAAGCUGGUGUACCCCCCAGCACCGAAGCAGCAGCAACAACACAAGGAGCGGGAGCACGAGCGCACGCGGCGGCUGCGCGCCGCGCUGGUGUACCGCAUGGGCCAGAAACAGUUGGCGCGCGCGUGGCUGGUGCGCGCCAAGGCCGAGCUGACGAACCUGCUGGCGCUCAUGCGCGACAUGGAGACGCGCUGCAGCUCGCUGGAGCGCGCUAAGAAGUGAAAUGUGAGCGCCUGUCAAUAGUGCCGUGGGCUCCAGUUGCGGUUGAUUGAGUGGUGGUGUAGUGUAGGUCGUUAUGGCCGCUUCCCGUCCAGGGGCGUGCCAUGUAACAAAGUGUUUCAGCCAAGGCCUGCAUUUCGCGCUAAAACGCCGCUACGGAGGGGUGCUCUUGUGGGGCGUGAGGCGUGGCGUGGACGGGCCGGGCCGGUCCCGCAGAUGUAAUACCACAUCAGCUAAUAAGCGUUUACGUUGUCGGGAUUCUGGGAUUGAUUGAUGUUACAAGUUCAUGCUCGUAGAUUGGUCCAAACGAGCCAGGAAGCUCAUGGACCGCCAAAACUAGUCUCAAAAGGAUUAUUCAAAAAGCAAAACAGUUCAUGCAAUAAUAUAUCUAAAUUGGUCGCGCCGUAAGGUCGUUACGUCGCAGCCUUAUCGCGUGAAUGACACGCGCUAAACCCCUCUGGUCACCACUGGCCAUCGCGUCCAUCAUAGUCGCGGGAAUCACCUCCCACAGCGUGCUUCUGAUAUCAUCGUACGCCUUGCACUCAAGCAGCACAUGCCUCUCAUCCUCUACAUGCUCCUCCCCAUCAGCGUGGCAAAGCGGACAUACUCUCUGUGCUCUCUCCCUGUGCGCACCCUGCGCACCGCGUGGGUUGUUAGCCUCAAUCAUCCACACGCCCAUCCUGAAUCUCAUCAUGGAGACAUGCCAUGCUCGAGGAAUGUAGAUUUGCGUGUGCCGUGUUUCCCCCAUCCAAUGCUUGUAACGACAUAUCUUC